Molecule: messenger RNA, 264 nt
Organism: Mucor mucedo
Lineage: Eukaryota; Fungi; Mucoromycota; Mucoromycetes; Mucorales; Mucoraceae
Exons: 2
Coding region: 1-264 (87 amino acids)
Source: RefSeq, a predicted model, not a curated record
AUGUUGCGAUCUUGUGCUGUGGCAUUCCAAUCAACCCGUAAAUCCCUCGUUGAAGAAACACGUUUAAAGACUUUAAAUCUGUACAGAUCGCUGCUGCGAUCGAGCGAAAAAUAUCAACAUGCGUCCGUAUUACAAGACUUGAUCCGCGACAGAUUUAAAAAGAACAAGCACAAUACCUCCAGGCCAAAAGUGUUUGAGCUGCUGGUUGAAGGGGACCAGGUUAGUUUUAUAUGGAUAUUCUCGCCUAUACUAGCUAAAGGUUAG